CGUUAGCCGCGACGCGUGUGUGUGUUUUUGUUUUCCAUCGACCAUCUGAUCGGGAUCCGGCCUUUGGUCUUUUUCAGUAUUCUUCCCGCAGGAGAAAGGGAAAACCUGGACUGCGUCAGAGUUUGAAGCUUCAUGAACUCUUUGGGGCGACUCGUUUUGCCCGUAAGUAGGGCUGUUAUAUUCAAGAACAAGCCAGUUUUAUUCCGCAGCGUGAUGACGACCUCGAAGUUGGCCGAGAAGGCGAUGGAAAACCUGAAGUCCAAUCCGUACUUUGAGAAAUAUGCCAAGAAAAUAGCAACUUUGCAGGAGACUUCUCCAGAAGAAUUUUUAUCCAAGCUUCAAGAGACAGAAAUCGAAAGAAGAAGAAAAGCUGAAGCAGCCAAAGAAGAAGAGAGAAAAUGUGCACUGAGAGCAAGCGAAAGCUCGAAAAUACAAACAGACACUGCGCUGCAGUCAAAACCCAAGUCUUUGGCUACUGUCAUGAAAAUGGAAUUGAUUGAAGGAAAGUCAGCAGAAGAAAUUAAACAGAUUUGGUACGAGUACUACGGCCAAAAGGAUGGAGUUGCAGCUGUUGUACCUGCAGCUAACUUUCUAUCAAUCUUGGAAAACAGCAGAACGCACCCACUGUUCUUGUUUCCCUUGCCAAGAAGCAAUGGCUACGAGUUUGUUGUUUGUCAGUUCGCCGGCAAUGACAUCCACUUCACCACCCUGAUCAAUUACCAAACCCACAAGGAGAAUGCGCCAGAGUGCCUCACUUUGACCCAUUACACGGAUCUGAUCGAUUCAAAGGGAAUCGUUUUGAUGAGAGGAGAAUUCGACACCGACCUUUUGACUGUGUCAGAGGCUCAGUGCUUGGCCAACCAGGUGCAGCUUUAUUACGGCAUCCCCACAGAGAGCAAAAAACGACUGCUGGACACUUUCACGAACAAUCCAUCUGCGUUCAAGUUCAUGGAUCUAGUCUCCGAGCUUGAAAACCUGACGUUGUAAGUUAGUGAAGUUGAAAUAAAAGCAGAAGUAACCGUGUUAA
Molecule: messenger RNA, 1027 nt
Organism: Cloeon dipterum
Lineage: Eukaryota; Metazoa; Arthropoda; Insecta; Ephemeroptera; Baetidae
Product: ATP synthase mitochondrial F1 complex assembly factor 1
Exons: 7
Coding region: 133-987 (284 amino acids)
Biological process (GO): mitochondrial proton-transporting ATP synthase complex assembly
Cellular component (GO): mitochondrion
Source: RefSeq, a predicted model, not a curated record